AGGAGCUGAAAUCACAAAGUGCAUCAGUGCUAGGUUUCUCUUUAGUAAAUAUGGCAAGUACAUGCUACCAGAAGUGCAUGGAUUCACGAGAAACAUCUAUUUCCUCUUCUGAAAAAAAAUGAAUCAAAAAUUGCCUAAAAGCGAUGCAAUUUUCUCAUUACAAGAUGUUUGAAAUACUUCAGAAGAAGAAUGAGGAGUUUGAGCAAGAACAGGAAAAUCAAGAGAAAGAAAAACAACAGAAACAAAAUGAGGAUAAACUCCAACAAGAGAAAGAAUAUAAAAAGGAAUGGCUCAAAAUUUAAUAU
This is a messenger RNA of Moneuplotes crassus, 305 nucleotides long. The record is from the annotation of a GenBank genome assembly. Lineage: Eukaryota; Ciliophora; Spirotrichea; Euplotida; Euplotidae.